UUGGAGACCAGGAUAAGCUCUGAUUUGACUUCUGAGAGGGUUCCCCUGUCUCUGUGCUCUCCCCUUCUACUGAAGACUGUGAGGAUUAUAAAGGCUCAUACUGCAUUUUUUGGGAGAAACAACAGUCUUUUGUAACUCAUUUUGCGUUUUUGCUGUUGGUGCUUUUUUGAGAUUUUGAGUCUAUAUCAGUGAGGAUGAGCAAGACCAUGGGCAGCCCAAUUGACACAAUGGACGACGGCUCCUUCAUGUUCACGUCUGAAUCUGUGGGAGAAGGACAUCCAGACAAGAUCUGUGAUCAGAUUAGUGAUGCAGUUUUGGACGCCCACUUGAGAGAGGACCCUGAUGCCAAGGUGGCCUGCGAGACUGUGUGUAAAACUGGCAUGGUGCUGCUGUGUGGAGAGAUUACUUCUUCUGCAAACGUGGAUUACCAGAAGGUCGUGAGAGACGCUAUCAAAUACAUUGGUUAUGACAACUCUGAUAAAGGCUUUGAUUAUAAGACCUGUAAUGUACUGGUGGCUCUGGAGCAGCAGUCUCCUGAUAUAGCACAAGGUGUCCAUGUCGACAGACAUGAAGAGGACAUCGGUGCUGGAGACCAGGGUUUGAUGUUUGGGUAUGCCACAGAUGAGACAGAGGAGUGUAUGCCCCUCACAAUUGUACUUGCACACAAGCUGAACGCCAAGAUGGCCGAACUACGCCGUGAUGGUACCGUUCCAUGGCUGCGCCCUGACUCUAAAACUCAGGUCACUGUUCAUUACAAGCAGGAGAAUGGGGCAGUGAUUCCACUGCGUGUUCACACUGUGGUGAUCUCAGUCCAACACGAUGAUGACAUUUCUCUGGAGGAGCAGAGGCGCAUUCUGAAGGAGAAAGUCAUUAAAGCCGUGGUGCCAGCCAAAUACCUGGACGAAAACACCGUCUACCACCUGCAGCCCAGUGGCCGAUUCGUAAUUGGAGGCCCCCAGGGUGACGCAGGGGUGACAGGGAGGAAAAUUAUUGUGGACACUUAUGGUGGCUGGGGUGCCCAUGGAGGUGGGGCUUUCUCAGGGAAAGACUAUACCAAAGUGGACCGGUCCGCUGCAUACGCAGCCCGCUGGGUGGCCAAAUCUCUGGUGAAAGCCAAACUGUGCAGGAGAGUGCUCGUACAGGUAUCUUAUGCCAUUGGAGUAGCACAUCCUCUAUCCAUCUCCCUCUUCACUUACGGUUCCUCUGAACGGACAGAGAAAGAACUUCUCCAAAUUGUAAACAAGAACUUUGACCUGAGGCCUGGUGUCAUUGUCAGGGAUCUGAAGCUGAAGAGACCCAUCUAUCAAAGCACUGCCUCCUAUGGCCACUUUGGCAGGGCUGAGUUUCCCUGGGAGCAGCCCAAAAUACUCAAGUAUUAAAUCAGGAGUGGCAGCAUGUACACAAUCAGGAAACACGUACAUCAACCAUCAACUCAGAGGCAGUUCUCUCUCUCUCUCUCUCUCUCUCUCUCUUUCUCCCCUUUUCUCUUUCUCUCCAGCUCUCUGAGUACCUUUAUCAUUUUUCUUUCUCUUUUUUAUGACUGCACAUUCUGCAUUCUCAGUCAGAAGCAGAAAUGUGUAUUGAAAUGUAAUUGGUCUUGCUUGAACAAUUCAAUCCUCAAGCCAAAUUCUCCUCUUCAAUCUCAAAAACACAGUCAGUCAACUUCUUUUUCACAGACCAGUUUAAAAUCCUACGGACAGAAAAAAAAAAAAACAGUUUACUCAGCAACCAGUAUUAUCUCAGCAGUAAUAAAUGAAUGAUAUCCAUAACAGUCAACAGGGAGGCAGAUUUAACUUGAGUGAUAGAGAGAGGCCAGUUAGAGAUAGAGAGAGGGAGGGAGUAAGACAGGAGAGAGUGGGAAGAGACAGGAAAAGAGAGAGAUAGACAGAGAGAGAGAGAGAGAGAGAGAGACAUUAUGAUUCUUAGCCCUUGACUUUAAAUCCUGAGAUAUCUAAAACAUUCUCAGUUCUGUGUAAAACGGCAGCUCUUAAGGAAAUUGUUUCAUCCUGAGUCUUUACAUUUAUUGUUGCUGUAUGUCAGUCAUCCAUGGGAUUGACUACACUACUGCGCAAUAACAAAUUUUCAAAAAAAAAAAAAGGUCUCUUUGAGCUGGUCCGGCUGGCUAAAGUAUUUUUAUAAUAAUCAUUCAUUUGUUACAGAUUAUUCCAUGACUAUGUGAUGUUCAUCUCUCUGUCAUUCCUUUACUGUACAGUCUACAACGUAAAUAAUUUACAAAGAAUGAAUGUGUAACACAGUUGCUGCAUCUUCUCUGUCUCUGAUGUCACCAGAGGUCAGUACUGCUCUCUCUCUCCCUCAUUAAAACAGGCUCACAGUUCGAGCAUUUUUUUUUUCCUAAAAGAAACUGUAAAUUUGAAAAUAUCUUUUUGGUUGAGCCGAGCUCUGUGAGUGAGUAGAGCAGAUUUUGGAUGACUCUGUGGACAACUGUAUAUUCUUGACAUUUUGAUUUCAUGUCAUUUAUUUUUAAAACAUUUAUUUUGAAGACAUUGACUCUUCUUGAGUGCUAUGUAAUUUCUUUAUGUUGAUUUUCUUUUUUUUUUUUUUUAAACAAAAUGGAUGUUUAAUUGUGGCAUAUCAGUGACUCUGAGGACUGUAGUGUUUUUAGAGAGUGCUGUGGAACUGACACUAUUUUAAAUGUGAGUGUGGUUUUUGUUUACAUCUACAGAUCAGCACCUGAUCUUGUAAAAGCAUGUCUCUGCCUUACUGGGGGGAGGGGGGGUGUCAGUGACCCUGAGUGUUUGCCUGUGUACACCGUCAACACAUAAGCAUGUCCAUAUUAUGCUAUGAAUAUGGGUACGUGUGCAUUUGUGUUCGUGUGUGUGUGUAUGUGUGUGUGUGUGUGUGUGUGUGUGUGUGUGUGUGUUUAUAAAGGUGUUGCUACCCUGCUUCAUUCCCACCCCACCCCUCAGGCUCCUGGGCCAAUGUGAUCUUCAGUCGGAAUUCUUAAAGCUUUCAUCUGACCAUGUAAAUAAUUUUGCAUUAUUAAAAUUUUUGAAAAUUAAAUGACUGUGUCCCACA
Chanos chanos (milkfish) is the source of this 3036-nucleotide messenger RNA. It is a transcript of the gene mat1a, whose product is annotated as methionine adenosyltransferase 1A. Lineage: Eukaryota; Metazoa; Chordata; Actinopteri; Gonorynchiformes; Chanidae. The transcript has 9 exons. The record is from RefSeq and is a predicted model, not a curated record. Bases 195 to 1379 code for a protein of 394 amino acids. Gene Ontology annotation, biological process: S-adenosylmethionine biosynthetic process. Gene Ontology annotation, molecular function: methionine adenosyltransferase activity; ATP binding.